AGCACGAGCGUUUUGAUCCCGUGAGUUGGUGUGUCGCUGCUUUCUUCCUUCUGCGCCAAGCUGCGAGCCAUCGUUGCGUCCGACAAGUUGAGAGUUUUUUUUUUAAGUGCUUCGCCUCUCCUACAUUCACAACUGACGCUACGGGAACAUCAUGGCUGAGAGCAAGGGCGCGUUAAUCGCGAAAACAGUACAGAAACACGCAGGCAGAGCGAAAGAGAAGUUUCUUCAGAAUCUGGGCAAGGUUGAUCGAACCGCGGACGAUAUAUUCGAUGAACAUCUGCAGAACUUCACGAGGCAGCAGAACUCUGCCAACAAACUGCAAAAGGAGUUCAACAAUUACAUCAGGUGUGUUCGAGCGGUGCAGGCCGCCUCAAAGACGCUUAUGGACUCGCUGAAUGAGAUCUACGAGAGUCAAUGGACCGGACACGAUCUGUUGUACGUGCAGGCACAAAAUCUUGACAUGCUGUGGCAAGAUUUCACUCACAAACUUAUGGACCAGGUUCUUGUACCACUCAACACGUAUCAAAGUCAAUUCCCGGAGAUGAGGAAAAAGGUCGACAAACGCGGACGCAAACUGGUGGAUUACGACAGUCAGAGACACAACUUCCAGUCGUUACAGGGUAAUCCAAAGAAGAGGGACGAACUCAAAGUAUCCCGAGGGAAGGAGCUAUUAGAAGAAGCAAAACGUACAUAUGAACAACUGAACUCCGAAUUGCACGACGAAUUACCAGCAUUAUACGACUCACGCGUUCUUUUCCUCGUCACAAAUUUGCAGACGCUUUUCGCUGCGGAACAAGUGUUUCAUACUGAAAGUGCCAAGGUAUAUUCCGAAUUAGAAGCAAUCGUUGAUAAAUUGGCUAAUGAAAGUCAGCGAGGAUCUUACACGUUGAAGAAAAUUACGGAACCGCAAUCACCGAAGUCACCUAACGCGAACUCAUCCCUAAUAAUUAACACGCAACCGGCGCAGAACAAUAUCUCAGGAGCUUUAGAUACCGCGCCCGUUGCCAGAGACACGUCGCCGACCACCCAGAUAAACGGCAACGCUAACAGCAACGCUAAUAGCAACGCUAAUAGCAAUGAUAAUUCUCUCAAUAAUCAGGAUGCGUCGCCGCAGAACGCAGUCGCGCCUUCCAAAGUCGAGGAACUGUAUGAUAUUCCAGUCGGGGCGACAACAGACAACCUGCCGCCGGGCGUUUUAUACAGGGUUAAAGCCACUUACAAGUACAGUCGCGAGGAUGUGGACGAGUUAUCGUUCGAUGUUGGCGAGAUUAUUCGCGUGGUGGAAUACGACGAUCCCGAAGAACAGGAAGAAGGCUGGUUAAUGGGUAUCAAAGAAGGCACCAAUGAAAAGGGUAUGUUCCCGGGAAACUUCACGAAACCGCUGUGAAAGCUGUGCUCGAUUCGCCAUUUACACUCCAAUGCUCAUCAGAGACAGCGUAUUUUACUUUAAAGUAGUUAAAGAGUCGCGUAAUUAAGUGGGAGAUAAAGAGCCGCGCGGUCAUGCGAGAAUAAUAUUACGUUCGGCGUAUAUAGGUAAAAGCAAACGGAGAGGAAAAAAAGCAGGCGACAAGCGUUGCAGGAGGAAUAUGGAGAAGGAGCGGGGAGAAUUCGAUAAGAUAGUUAUGCUGGAGGGUACUGCGGAGAGAAUCUAUCACCCCAAAGUGCCUUAACCCAGCCACUGUCUGUGCCAACAUUCACUCUUAUUCGUCAAAAAUAUAUGGGAUUGACCCUCUCAUAUCAAACGUACGAUACACAUCACGAAUAAUAAUCAAACGACGUAUUUAAGCGACUAAAUAAUAUAUUGUAACACGUAUACACAACAAAACACACUACAUAUACAUGCGAGAUACACAACGAUAUGCAAUAUUAUAUAAUAUAAAACGAAAUCUAUAUAUUAAAUUAAUAUUAUUUUAUGAAACUGUACAUAGAUCUAUAUAUACGAUUUAAGAAUAUUUUAAUAACUUUAUGGCCACUGGAAAAUUAUUACUAAGAGACGUACAUCUUCAAGUUUAAAAACACGCGCGCCACUUCAGAAAAUCCCCUUCUGCCAUUUAAUGGGAGGGGCGAUCAUAAAAUUUUUAAGGUCCAACUACCUGUCUGCAUUCGUAAGGUAAGAUUCUAUACUAUUUACUCGCCUACAGUUCGAAAGUCUAGUGAUAGCUCCCAUUAAAAUCUCGCCACGAUUCGCGCGCGCGCGCGCGCAUGCCAAAUUUUUCAACGACGUAACAAUAGAUAUCGAAAAGAUUAUACGUGAGAGAAUUAAAUAUUACAAUGUAUAAAUGAGAUGGAAAUAUAGCUUUUAUGUAUUUAUGAUUGAUAGUUUUUUUUUUGUUGUUUCUCCGCUUUUUUGAGAAUCGCGAACUUUUAU
This is a messenger RNA of Cyphomyrmex costatus, 2368 nucleotides long. RefSeq names its product amphiphysin (gene Amph). The record is from RefSeq and is a predicted model, not a curated record. Bases 152 to 1387 code for a protein of 411 amino acids. The transcript has 9 exons. Gene Ontology annotation, cellular component: plasma membrane; cytoplasm. Gene Ontology annotation, molecular function: protein binding; phospholipid binding. NCBI's taxonomy places the organism in Eukaryota, Metazoa, Arthropoda, Insecta, Hymenoptera, Formicidae.